Messenger RNA from Diachasmimorpha longicaudata, 4725 nucleotides. RefSeq lists its product as uncharacterized. The transcript has 15 exons. The record is from RefSeq and is a predicted model, not a curated record. NCBI's taxonomy places the organism in Eukaryota, Metazoa, Arthropoda, Insecta, Hymenoptera, Braconidae. Bases 967 to 3570 code for a protein of 867 amino acids.
GUUUGGAAAAUAAUCUUGGGAAUAUUUUGAGUUUUAGUCGUAUGAAAAUUAUUUAAUUUUGACAGAAACAAAAUAAUUCAAUUCAUAAUCAAAAAAGCAAUUGAGUGCGAUUUUUUUUACUCAAAAUUUUUGUCCCAUUUUUAUUUUCAUUAUUUUUUUAUUAUCUGCAACAACGGGAAGUUAUCGAAUGCCGGAAAACGAUCGAUAUAAUUUUAUUCAAUUGAACUGCGGGACGUCAACACCACGACUCCAUUGGUCACAAGGGCGAGGGGGGAGAUGAUUGGGGAAAUUUAAUAUUUCAUGAUUUUUUCCCCUAAAUUCAAUUGAAUGUGGCUCUUGCGAAAAUUAUUAAUAAAUCGUCCGUGAAAUUCCCAUUUUUGUCUAUCAGCGGAUGUAGGAAGCGUCGACUUAUUCUGCUCUCGUUCCGUCUCACCACUUUUAUGUUGAAAUCAAUCUCAUUUCACGUCACACGUACCACUGUUCCGGUCUCCCGGCUCCGUGCCGACGUUACUUCGAAUUUUCGCGGGAAUUCCGGACGUGAACAGCGUCUCUGGACAUCCGGAAGUUUGGAAUUCACGAAAGUUCGAUUAAAUUUGUUGCCGAUUCCCGCAACCACCCGCAUCCCCCUGACAAUUAUUUAUCAGGUCUAGAGAUUGUACUCAUGAAUGUUGUUGACCUUGUGAUAAAAUACGUGUUCGCAAACAGCAUCAAGUACCUAUGGGCGGACUGAGCGGUGAACGGAGUCUAAUCCGGGGAGCGCGUACCUCCGCACAAUUACCCGAACCCCAAAACCGCAGGAACAAGACAGCCAACGACCUGACAUCCCGACAGUUUAAUUCCCUCUCGAGAAAAAUAAAAUGAAACAAAACUUGACAUUCUGUCUAGCCCCCGCCGACAGCAAAAUUGAUCCCCUAGCGAGGAAGCGACGGAUGUCGUAACGACUGAAAUCGAUAAACCAGAGGAAUAAUGGAAACUAGUCCAAAGAAAGUCGAAGGAAAAAAAAAACGUAAGAACGGAAGUCACUGGAAAGAAUGCAUGCGUUCAUGCGUACUAUUGAUUGAUAGGAAGCACCAAGGAUCCUCAUUAUCCUCACCGACGGUAAUCCCGGGAGCAUAUAAAGCCCCUGGGCUUCCUGGUCAUCGAGGAGACGUCGUAGUCGACCUCAAGACACUUGUGCUAUCAAACCAAAGAGCCUCGGGAAGAAUGUCGCGAUUAAAGUGCGGGAGUUUCGCUUUGAUUGUCGUCGUGAUGUUGGUGAAUUCGAUCGUCGGGGUGCCGACACCAUCGGUCAAUGCCACCAGUGAUAAACCAGAGGCCAGAUCGCGGCCGAAGUUCGUGGAGAUUCAGCUGCCGGUGAAGCUCACAUCGAUGGACGAGCUCUUCACGUGGGUGAAGACGGCGAUGCAGAAUAUGGCGUCGAAGAUCGACGUGACGCUCGCGGGAAACCGGUCCGAGGGUAAAAAGGGGGUAAAAAGGGUGGAUAAGGUGAAUGAUAAGACGACGAGGGUUCACGAGAAGCCGACGAAGGGGGAUGACAAGACGAGAACCGGCGGUGGCGAACCGUCCGCAUCUCCCAGGAUUGCUAACGUGGGGUACGAUAGUGUCAGCUCCUGGUCGAAGACAGGAAAUGAAAUUAUCGCACCCCUGCUUCACGCAGGGGCUUUCCUUCCCCUGUUCUUUGGCGAAGGGUAUGCGGACAAGUUCAGGGCGGGUGAAUACGAGAAAUACGCGUAUGACGUGGGGGUCGCAACCCCUGGGGAGAAGACAGUCAAGUUUAAGCCGCGAGGGGUUGACUCGCAGGGUUCGACGACUGGGGGCGGACGGAACACCUCGGGGACUGCGGAGCCUUCGCCGGAAGCUGCGGCGACGGGGAGGGUCGUCAAUGGGGGUGGAAAUCAUCGACAGGGCGUUCCUUUUUCCAUCCCCUUUGAAGCUGUCAUCACGAUCACGCGGGAGCAUGAGGUAGGGACAAAGGGACUGGAGAAUGGGACUGUGUCGGGGGCGAGUUCGAAUGUCCUGUCAGGGGGUGCAGUCACACCGGUGCCGCAGCAGAGCAGGGACUGCAACCACUCAGCGCCUAGUAUUUAUUUCCAGCCAAGACCACAGGAGCUGGGGGGUGCGGAGGAUCUCCGGGGGGAGGGCCCUGAGGUCUACCCAGGGGGAGACAGGAGGCCCGGAGGAAGGGAGAGGGUGGAGGUCCCUAAACGGAAUAGUAACAGCAGGAACAAGGACAACUCUAGGAGGCGUCUGGUGACUCUGGGUGAUCUUCUGAAGUCCAUAGGUCUCAUCAGGAAGUCCAACAAGAGCAGCAAACUCCAAGAAGCUGCCACCGUCACCUCAACCGCGCGAAGACCCCCAAAAAAAUCACGCGAUGAUCCCUUUCGUCGUCCUGCAUUUCACUUUGAGGAUGAGUUGCCACAGCGACCUACUAGGAAUGAGAGCUCACAGAGACAGGAAUUUGAUGAUAGCGAUGAAGAGGCGGGAGGAUCGCUAGGGUCUGUAGCAGAACUCGUACCCCUGGCUCUUCCCAUUUUGGAAGGUUUGAGCGAUCCAGAAUCAGAAGAUGAUCUUAUCGAAGUUAUUCAGGCAGCGGUUCCAAUCCUUCAAGGUUUAUCAGAGGGAGAUGACGACGAAGGGGGCGGGGUCAACGAUCUCAUCGCGAUGAUUGUGCCGGUGAUAAUCAGGAUAAUUAACGGCAAAGACGGUCAAGGCAUUGACCUGGCAGCGCUGUUCGGGCCUAUUUUCAGCCUCCUCGCGCCGUUUAUUGGGCCCGUCCUGGCCCCUAUCAUCGGCCCAUUGAUCCGCACGAUUAGUAACCCACCGACGGAGGGAUCAUCUCUGGGUGCAUUAAUCACAGCUAUUGCAGGACCACUCAGUGCGCCUCAGGAACCCAGCGGGAUGUCACCACUGUCGAUUGUAAUUGCAGGAACUACGGCAGCACUGUUGAGAGAGUUGAAGCUUGGGGCACCUGGGGGAUCAGACGUGGGGGCCCUUGUCGGGUCAAUCUUAUCCGGAGUUUUAGCAGGAACUAGUGCUGGACUCAGUGGAGGGUCCUCCGGAGGUACUGAGAGCGCGUCUCCUGCUCCCUAUGGGGCGCCAGUAUCUGCCUCAACGAUAAAUGUGGGUUUCCCAGGCCGGCCAUCACCAGGUCCACCACUUAAUCAAUUUAGCAAUCAACCGAGUCAUGCUGAGGGUACCGUCCACAUAGGAUCAACGGUUAGACCGUCUUAUACGACAAUUAGGCCGACUUAUCCUUAUCCCCAUUAUCAGGCGACUGUGGCAACCCCGACGAGACUGCCAUCACCACGACCACUCGUGCAACAUCAUUCGGGACCUGUUACAGCAGCUACGGGACAAGACAGUUAUCUGCCCACCGGGACUGCUGUUCCUGCCUCGUCAGUAAACCCUCUGGCCCUCCUGGGGAAUUCAGUGAAGGACAUUCUUGGUGCAGGAAUUCAAGUGGUCACAUCCCUGAUAAACGCUGUGUUCGGGAUUAUCGGAGCUUCCUCGGCAGAUCCGCCAGCCCCGACAUACGGAGCCCCGUCGGGCUACGGUCACGCGUCCGGCUGACGCGAACGGUUGGGGCGAUCAGUGGAAAGUGCCCUGAUGGAUCAGACGCUUACGGAAGUCCAGAAAAUUCUAAUGAACAUUCUGGACGUUUAUGAGGUGCUUUAGACAUAUUAAUCGCGAAGUUUCUGGGCAUAUAUUGCUCGCGAAUGAAUGAAAAAGCCCAAUGGUUCGCCGCUUGAUUCCGUAAUGCCCGGAAGCUUCUGGUCUCAGGAGAUACCUCGAGCCAGUUCAUAUCGAUGUGUGUUAUGAUAAUAAAGAUUAGGAUUAUAUGAACGGUUACCGCAUUAAUCGUCUCCUUUCUUAUUUAUCUGAAUGAGUAAAAAGCCUCGCUAAUUAUAAAACACUUUCGUAAUUGAAUCAGUAUAUCACAGUGUCCUUACACUUUCCCAUGAAUAUUAUUAUCUCCGGAGGUAAUGGCUCUUCCUGAUUCGAUCAUUGACAUGUGAGCUUUCAUAUCCUUUAUUCGCUGGCAAAUAUUUUGGAAUAAAAUUUCCACUGCACUUCAAUGAUUAAUUAAUAACAAAUUUCGCCUAUUUUGAUGCUCAACUUUGAUUUCUGGAAUUUUCAGCGAAUAAAUUGAAUAUUGAUGAUUGGGGAAUAAAAUUAAUAUGACUAAUAUUCAUAUUUGAUUGUUAAUGGUUUCUCCUGUUCAAUCAAAUGGUCAAUCAACUAAUGACGCAAGUGGGAUGAGGAAUUGACGGUAUGCUGUGGCAUUUCCUGAAUAGUCAGACAUAAUCAGAGGAAAUGCCAGUCGUUUUCUGAAACUCCUGUGUCAUGACUGUGUGCAGUAAUUCGUCUUGGGUUUAUGAAUUGUGGUUUAAAAGUUUGUUAUGCCUGUUUAUGUAAAGAGUGUCGUAUUAAUUGUUAACUUUACCGCUUUCUGCGUUAAAAUUGAUUCGAGCCAUGUAACGGGGUGAUUGUCGUUAAGAGUUAUAUCUGCUGAAGCAAUUGGUGGCAGCUGUGUCCUUUGAUCAUUAAUAACUAAACAUGGACGCUCAUUAAGUCAAAUGUCAUGUAACUCUAGGAUUUUACACUAUUUAUGGGAUUCCUGAAGCGUUUGGGAAUAUUUCCUCAGCUUUUAGAAAUAAAAAAAUAUAUUCCAGGUAUUGGAGGGAAUUAAAAAUCUCCCAAAUGUUUUCCAUCUCUGCAGACAAU